AUGACGCCCGGCCCUCAUCAUGAAAGAACUGCCUUGCCCUGCUCCGGAUUCGCUGCUCACAUGAAGAAUUUCUCUGAAUCUCUUAAACUUAGCCAUCUACAUUCCCUGCAUUUUCCAGGUAUAUUUCCAGAAAGGAUUCAGACUCCAAUAGCAAGUAGAAGACUGCUCUGUGCUCGCCAGUAUAGUAUCCCCAGGCCUCCAGCUGUAAGUGUAGCUUCUUUUGAGAAAGAGAGCCUCAGGGGAGUGAGUCCUUCUCCCACACCAUCCAGUGAAUGGAAAGAGAUCCCGUUGAUCUUCACUGUUAAACGAGAAAUUAAUAUAGGAGCUAGAGAAGCACCCAAGCAGGCCUGGAGCAAUUCCUUCCUGGAACAGCGAAUAAUAAAAAAGCCUAUUCAAGCCCACUCAGCCAAUCCUAUGCACCUAGAGGCUGCAGGCACCCACAUCAACAGGCAUGUGAGACUUCAGCCCUCUCGCAAUUCCAAGGGAGAGUCUGUCCCAUCUGAAAUAUGGGAAGCAUGUGAGGAUGUCAGGGGAUUUACAUUUUUUUUCAUUCAGCAGAUUACAAACAUUGAUUUCUCAAACAUCAGGUUUAAGAGAGAUUUAAGUCCCAGCGGGCUGGCACAGUCCACACACUUCCAUGCCACCCUGGCUCUCCUUUGCCUUCCAGGCCUCACCCUGAGGCCUCACACUGCCAUGGACCUCCGCAGGAGGAGCCACACCCCCUUUGCCGUGUCCAGGGUCUCCAGGAGUUCCUCAGAGCUUGAGCUGGAGGAGAGGAUGGCAGCCACAGGAGGCGCCCUGGCAAACCCAGAUUCCCAAAGCUGGCUCCCCGGUGUGCCAGGAAAUACAGUUGGAAGAGGCGCAGUUGCCAUGGCACCAGAGAUGCUCCCCAAGCAUCCUCAUCCCCAGGGGAAAGGGGGGCCUGAGGCAGAUGCCUCCCUCCAUGGCAAUCUGGCAAGAGCACCCCUUCCUGUGCUGGCGGGUGCUCCCACCCAUCUCCCCUCAAAGAGGUUAAUCAAGGUUUGCUCUUCCCUGUCCCGCACACCCCAGCAGUUCCAUACGGUUUGUUCACAGGCCCCUCCUAGGCCGGGGGUGAAUGCUCACUUACAUUGA
Messenger RNA from Vicugna pacos (alpaca), 1113 nucleotides. NCBI's taxonomy places the organism in Eukaryota, Metazoa, Chordata, Mammalia, Artiodactyla, Camelidae. The record is from RefSeq and is a predicted model, not a curated record.